Molecule: messenger RNA, 4963 nt
Organism: Ailuropoda melanoleuca (giant panda)
Lineage: Eukaryota; Metazoa; Chordata; Mammalia; Carnivora; Ursidae
Gene: VWA5B2
Product: von Willebrand factor A domain containing 5B2
Exons: 19
Coding region: 1019-4963 (1314 amino acids)
Source: RefSeq, a predicted model, not a curated record
GGACGCGGUCUCUGCACUGCGGUGCCCUGUCUAGCUGGAGCGGCAAAGGCUGGCGCGGAGGCGGCACCGCGCCCGAAGCGGGGGCGGCGGGGGGAGCAUCAGCCCCGCCGCAGUGGCAGGCGGGGCCGCGGCGGGCUGAAGGGGCGGCCUUCCCGAGCGGGGGCGGGACCAGCACCCGCAGAGCCGACGCCCCUGCACGGACUCAGAGCGGCCGCAGCGGGAGUCCGGAGCGGGUGUCCCGCGGGUGCCCGGACUGAGCGCGGCCCGAAACGCAGAGGCGGCCCUAUCCAUCCUGCUCCAGUUGUGGCGCCCAGAACUCCGCAGAGGACGCGACGGUGAGGCUGGGGUUGCCCGCCGAGAGGGUGACAAUCCCUAGACCCAGCCGCCCAUCCCCUGACAGCUCCGCUGUGGGGCCCCCAACUCCCAUAUCAGUUCUGCCAGGGUGGGGAGGGGUGGGUGCCCUGGACGGAUCCCACGGAAUCCCCCUGCCCCAACGCCUCACCUGGCCUUGCCUCCGAAAGACACUGUCCUGUCUCUUCCCGGUCUCGUUCUUCCCACCCAACCGCCUCCACUCCGGCCUGCAGCCCCUCUCAGCGCCCCAGUCAGGUGAGGCGCCUGAGAGAGAAAGACUACGGUCCUUCGGCUCCCGCUCCCGCUCCCACCCCGCCCCUGCGGUCCCUCGCUGGGCUGGGGACACCCAGGAGGAUGCUGGCCCUUUAAACCCCCUGCACCUCUGAGCAUCUUCCAUCUCCUCAACCGCGCCAUUUCCGACAGCUGGCAGCCGCGGGGAGCCCUGGGGGGCCGGCAGGUACGGGGGCGGCGGCGAGGCCCGGGAGCGGGUGAUGGAACAGCUGUGACCCCCCCCUUCUCCCCACAUCCCCACCCUCCGCCCCUGGAGGAGCAGGCGGCGGGAGUGCUGGGCGCCAUGAGCGCCGGUUAAUCAUUAACCCUCCGCUCUCCGGCUCCCCGCGCGGCUCCGAGCAGUGCUCCGCCCCGGCUUCCCAGGUAACCGGCUAGGAUGCCCAUCACGCCAUCCCCCCUGUUCCCUCCCUUCGCCACCUGUCGGUCCGCCCGCAGCCCCCGGCUCAGCCCGGUGCGCCCUGCUGCUCCACGUCCCAGUGCGCGAGUUCGGUUUUCCCGGCGGCUUGCAGGAGGGCGGAGUCGGGCGCCCGGGACCCACCUUGCGGCCCCCUUCAUCGAGCCCCCCUCCCCCAGGGGCGCCAUGCCCGGCCUGUACUGCCCCUCCAGCUGGACGCCUCUGCCCCUCACCGACUCCUGGGUCCGGGCCUGCGCCAACGGCCCCUGCCUCAGCCUGCGGGCCCGGCUCACCUACCACAACCCGCAGCCGCAGCCGGUGGAAGGAGUGUUCGUGUACCCGCUGGCGGAGGCCGAAGUGGUCUCGGGCUUCGAGGCGGAGGCUGCCGGACGGCGCGUCUCGUUCCAGCUCCAGAGCCGGCGACGCUCGCAAGCCGCUUGCUGCCGCGCUCUGGGCCCCGGGUGGGGGGCCUCCACGCCCCGCCGCUGCGCGCAGGGUCAUCUUGUCUUGGAUCUGGCCCAGGCCCGGUCCACACUGGUGCUGCCCACGGGCCUCAUCAGCGCGGCCGGCGCUGUGACCGUGACCCUGUGCAGCAGCCAGGAGCUGCCCUCCAGGCCUGAUGGGGCGCUGCGCGUGGCUCUGCCCUCUGUGCUCACCCCGCUGGCCUCAUCGGGUCCACCUGGGCCCCCCAGGCCUCCGGGGCUCUGUGACGACAGGUUGGGCCUAUGCCCCACCAGCUGCUUCGGGGUGGGCAGCCCUCAGGAGGAAGGGCUGGCCUGGGAGGAGCCAGCAGCCCCUCAGGAUGUGUUCUCAGGCCCUGCCCGCUGCCCCGCCCCGUAUACCUUCUCCUUCGAGAUGCUGGUCACUGGGCCAUGCCUGCUGGCAGGCCUGGAGAGCCCCUCUCAUGCUCUGCGGGCAGAUGCCCCACCUCACGCCAGCUCUGCAGCCACCAUCUGUGUCACACUAGCAGAGGGCCAUCGCUGUGACCGGGCGUUGGAGAUCCUACUGCACCCCAGUGAGCCCCACCAGCCACACCUGAUGCUAGAGGCUGGCAGCCUGAGCUCAGCAGAAUAUGAGGCCCAGGUGAGGGCUCGCCGGGACUUCCAGAGGCUGCAGCGAAGGGACAGCGAUGGGGACCAGCAGGUGUGGUUCCUGCAACGACGCUUCCACAAGGACAUCCUGCUGAAUCCCGUGCUGGUGCUGAGCUUCUGCCCAGACCUGAGCUCCGAGCCCGGAAACCUGGGCACAGCUACACGGGAGCUUCUCUUCCUGUUGGACGGCAGCAGCGUAGCACACAAGGAUGCCAUUGUUUUGGCUGUGAAGUCACUGCCCCCACAGACGCUCAUCAACCUGGCCGUGUUUGGCACGGCGGUGCAGCCCCUCUUUCCAGAGAGCCGGCCUUGCAGUGAUGACACUGUGCAGCUGAUCUGUGAGAACGUGGAGACCCUGCAGGCUGCAAGUGGCCCCCCAGAUGUGCUGGCUGCACUGACCUGGGCCAUGGGGCAGCCCCAGCACAGGGCCCACCCCAGGCAGCUGUUCCUGCUGACUGCCGCCUCGCCCUUGGCCGCUGCUACCCAGCAAACCCUGGAGCUCAUGCGGUGGCACAGGGGGGCAGCCAGGUGCUUCUCCUUUGGGCUGGGGCCUGCCUGCCACCAACUGCUUCAGGGUCUGUCUGCCCUCAGCAGGGGCCAGGCCUACUUCCCCAGGCCUGGGGAGAGGCUGCAGCCCAUGCUGGUGCAGGCUCUGCGGAAGGCACUGGAACCUGCUUUGAGUGACAUCUCUGUGGACUGGUUUGUGCCUGAUGUGGUGGAGGCCCUGCUGACACCCCGGGAGAUCCCAGCGCUCUACCCCGGGGACCAGCUGCUCGGUUACUGCUCACUCUUCAGGGUGGAUGGCUUCCGGCCCCGCGCCCCAGGGGGCCCAGAAGCUGGCUGGCAGAGCUUGGGAGGCUCCGUGUUCCCGUCCCCGGAGGAAGCACCGUCUGCCACCAGUGCUGGCACUGAGCCCACUGGCACCUCGGAGCUCCUGGGAACAGGCACUGUGUCAGCGGAGCUGUCCAGCCCAUGGGCUGCUGGGGACUCAGAGCAGACAGGUACUGAUGCUCUGACAGACCCAGCCACAGACCCUGGACCCAACCCCUCCUCUGACCCAGCCAUAUGGCGCCGCAUCUUUCAGUCUUCGUACAUCCGGGAGCAGUAUGUGCUCACCCACUGCUCCGCCAGCCCGGAGCCAGGUCCAGGCUCCACAGGCAGCAGCGAGUCCCCCGGCUCCCCCGAGGGCAUGGCUCCCCUGCAUCUCCCUUCUCAGCAGGGCUGCCGCAGUCUGGCCUGGGGAGAACCUGUGGGCUCCCGCUCCUGCCCCCUGCCUCCACCCCCACUGGCUCCAGUCAAGUCUGGGGCCUUGAGUGCUGAGGUGCUGGGUCGUCGACACAGAGCAGCGCUGGCUGGCCGGAGUCUCUCAUCCCCCCCAGGCCAGGUGAACCCAGUCCCUGGCCGUCCCCAGCACCCCUCUCUGGGCACAGCACCCGAUGGGCCAGGCCCUGAGUCAGGGCAGCAGCUGGGACAGGGCCUGGACGACUCAGGAAACCUGCUCUCCCCGGCCCCUAUGGACUGGGACAUGUUGAUGGAACCCCCCUUCUUAUUCACGGCUAUGCCCCCCAGUGGGGAGUCAGCCCCUCCAGCAGAGGCCCUGCCUCCUCAGGCUCCACGCUGCCAUGUGGUGAUCCGGGCCCUGUGUGGGGAGCAGCCUAUGUGCUGGGAGGUGGGUGUUGGGCUAGAGACACUGUGGGGACCUGGUGAUGAUGGCUCGCUGCCUCUGUCACCCCCUGAAAGAGAAGGUGCUUGGGACCAAGCACUCCACCGGCUGACAGCAGCCUCCGUGGUCCGGGACAAUGAGCAGCUGGCUCUCCGGGGAGGGGCCGAGGCCACGGCUGACCGAGGCCAUGCCCGGAGGUCCUGGCUCCGAGCCCUUCAGACAAGCAAGGUCAGCUCUGCCCCUUCCUGUUUCACUUGCCCGGUAGCUGUGGAUGCUACCACCAGGGAGGUCCUGCCCUCAGCCCUGCAGGUGCGGAGCUCAGAGCUAGCUGAGCCCCCAAGCACGUCUGCCCCGCAGGGCCAUCUAGAUGCAUCUCCUCUGCCGACAGCUGUGCACUCGAAAGGACCUCAGGGAGGCUCUCUGGUAGGCGGCUGGAACCCGAACCAAAAUGGCAACCCCAAGUCCACCAGAAGUCCUCAUCGCCUUCCCCCCCAGCCUCCCUCUAGGCUCAGCCUGGGCAGUGGGAGGGCCAGAGGCUCUGCCAGCCACCGACUCUGCAGCCCCCACCAGGGCCAGGCCAGUGAGGGCAACAGUGAAGGCAGCGACCACGACUACUUGCCCUUGGUGCGGUUGCAGGAGGCACCCGGCUCCUUCCGCCUGGACACGCCCUUCUGUGCAGCGGUGCGCAUCCCAAAGGAACGCCUGUGCCGAGCGUCGCCCUUCGCCGUGCACCGCGCCAGCCUCAGCCCCACCUCGGCCUCCUCUCCCUGGGCACUUCUGAGACCUGGUGUUGGCCAGGGGGACAGUGCCACGGCCUCCUGCAGUCUGUCUCCCAGCUCAGGCUCCGAGGGUCCAGGCCAGGUGGACAGCGGGAGGGGCUCGGACACCGAGGCUUCAGAGGGCGCAGAAGGGCUGGACGGUGCCGACCUGAGGGGCCGGACGUGGGCCACAGCCGUGGCACUCGCGUGGCUGGAGCACCGCUGCGCUGCCGCCUUUGGCGAGUGGGAACUAGCAGCGGCUAAAGCGGACUGUUGGCUGCGGGCCCAGCACCUGCCCGAUGGCCUUGACCUGGGUGCUCUCAAAGCGGCGGCCCGGGGUCUCUUCCUGCUACUCCGCCACUGGGACCAGAACCUGCAGCUACACCUGCUGUGCUACAGCCCGGCAAACGUGUGA